Molecule: messenger RNA, 2127 nt
Organism: Fraxinus pennsylvanica
Lineage: Eukaryota; Viridiplantae; Streptophyta; Magnoliopsida; Lamiales; Oleaceae
Source: the annotation of a GenBank genome assembly
AUGGAUUCCUCUUCAGAGAAGGUCUCUCCGUUUGAUUUGAUGACUGCUAUCCUAAGGGGCGUGAAAUUCGACCAGUCGAAUGGCUCAUCGGAGGUUCCGCCGGCGUUGGUGACGAUGCUGAUGGAGAACAGGGACUUGAUAAUGGUGCUUACAACCUCCGUGGCAGUGCUGAUCGGGUGCGUCGUGGUGCUAGUGUGGCGUCGGGCUGCCGGAUCGGCCAAGAAGGCCGUGGAGCCGCCAAAGCUGGUCAUACCCAAGGCCGUGGCUGAGCCGGAAGAAGUGGACGGUGGGAAGAAAAAGGUCGCCAUCUUUUUCGGUACCCAAACUGGUACUGCUGAAGGCUUUGCUAAGGCACUUGCUGAAGAAGGUAAUGCGAGAUAUGAGAAGGCCAAGUUUAAAGUUAUUGAUUUGGAUGACUAUGCUGCUGAUGAUGAAGAAUAUGAGGAGAAGUUGAAGAAGGAGACUUUAGCAUUCUUCUUCCUCGCUACAUAUGGCGAUGGUGAACCUACUGACAAUGCAGCAAGGUUCUACAAAUGUUUUACAGAGGGAAAAGAGAGAGGGGAUUGGCUCAAGAAUCUCCAGUAUGGAGUAUUUGGCCUUGGGAACAGGCAAUAUGAGCAUUUCAACAAGAUUGCAAAAGUAGUGGAUGACCUGGUUGCUGAGCAAGGUGGGAAACGUCUUGUCCCAGUGGGUCUUGGAGAUGAUGAUCAAUGCAUUGAGGAUGACUUUGCUGCAUGGCGUGAGUUAGUGUGGCCUGAGUUGGAUCAAUUGCUUCGAGAUGAGGAUGAUGCCACCAUUGCUACUCCAUACACUGCUGCUGUAUUGGAAUAUCGUGUUGUAUUCCAUGACAAACCAGAUGCAUCAGUUCUAGAGAACGGCUCUAUUCAUGCCAAUGGAAACACUGUUCAUGAUGCUCAACAUCCCUGCAGAGCUAAUGUGGCUGUGAAGAGGGAGCUUCACACUCAUGCAUCUGACCGUUCUUGCACUCAUUUGGAGUUUGAUAUUUCUGGCACUGGUCUCUUGUAUGAAACUGGAGACCAUGUUGGUGUGUACUGUGACAAUCUGAUUGAAGUUGUCGAGGAGGCUGAACGGUUGCUAAAUAUGCCUCCAGAUACUUACUUCUCCAUUCACACUGAUAAAGAGGAUGGCACACCACUAAGUGGAAGCUCCUUGCCACCUCCCUUCCCUCCUUGUACUUUACGAACAGCACUGAUCCGAUAUGCCGAUAUCUUGAGUGCUCCAAAAAAGUCUGCUUUAAUUGCAUUAGCGAGUUAUGCUUCUGAUCCAAGUGAAGCUGACCGUCUCAGAUAUCUUGCAUCCCCUGCUGGAAAGGAGGAAUACGCGCAGUGGGUAGUUGCAAAUCAGAGAAGCCUCCUUGAGGUCAUGGCAGAAUUCCCAUCAGCCAAGCCUCCACUAGGUGUUUUCUUUGCAGCAGUUUCUCCUCGCCUGCAACCCAGAUUUUAUUCUAUCUCAUCAUCUCCCAAGAUUGCACCUUCUAGAAUCCAUGUAACUUGUGCAUUGGUAUAUGAAAAAACACCCACAGGACGAAUCCACAAGGGUGUCUGCUCAACAUGGAUGAAGAAUGCCGUGCCUUUGGAGGAAAGCCCCGACUGCAGUUGGGCGCCAAUUUUUGUUAGGACCUCUAACUUCAGACUUCCUGCUGAUCCUAAAGUACCAAUAGUAAUGAUUGGCCCUGGCACUGGCCUGGCUCCAUUCAGGGGUUUCCUUCAGGAAAGAUUAGCUCUGAAGGAAUCAGGUGCAGAACUAGGUCCUGCCAUAUUAUUUUUCGGAUGCAGGAACAGUAAAAUGGACUACAUAUAUGAGGAUGAAUUAAAUAACUUUGUCCAAGACGGUGUAAUUUCUGAGCUAAUAGUUGCUUUCUCACGUCAAGGACCCACAAAAGAAUAUGUGCAACACAAGAUGACUGAGAAGGCUUCAGAUAUCUGGAACAUGCUUUCUGAUGGAGGCUACAUUUAUGUCUGUGGUGAUGCCAAAGGCAUGGCUAGGGACGUACACCGAACCCUCCACACAAUUGCACAAGAGCAGGGAUCUCUGGACAGCACGAAAGCUGAGAGCAUGGUGAAGAAUCUGCAGAUGACCGGAAGGUAUCUACGGGAUGUAUGGUGA